AUGCAUAAUGAGAAAAAGAAGCCGACAAUUGAUUAUUUGACGCUUCUCAAACAGCAAUUCAAUGCGUUGCAGGUCGAGCACGUCGAGCUGCGAAAAAAGUACGAGACGGUGACGGCGUCGGCGUCGCCGCUGACGACGUCCGAUUCGUUUCCGUCGCGACUUCUCGAAUUGACGCGAACGCUCGUCGAUUCGUAUUGCUGCAACGAUUAUCUGAAUCGCUUUUUCGAUUCGAAGCUCAAUCCGACGCCAAUCGUGUUCUACGCGUAUCAAGGCAAUUACACAGCCACCAUUCGCUAUCGAUAUGAAUUCAAAAAUCGGAGGCUUCGAUUCAGAAAACGAACAAAUGGAUAUGAUUCGUAUGAAUUUAAUGCAUAA
This is a messenger RNA of Caenorhabditis bovis, 375 nucleotides long. The record is from the annotation of a GenBank genome assembly. NCBI's taxonomy places the organism in Eukaryota, Metazoa, Nematoda, Chromadorea, Rhabditida, Rhabditidae.